AUGCCGCGAAAAUAUUUGGGCGAACGAAUUGAUCGGAGCCACGAUUUUCAAAGACCCGCAUCGCUAACGCUGACAGACUUGGACCUGCAAAAUAUACCAGAGUUGCCAACGCAUUACAUGGAAUAUGAUGACGGCAUCAAAAACAGCAAUACGGUGGAAAUUGUCGGCCAGAAAGGACGUCGGAUUUCCAGACAAUUUGGCGGUACCAUUAAACUUAAACAGCGGCUAAGCUCUGUUCCCGAACUUUUCCUACACAACUUUAACCGUCGGCAAGAAAAAACUGAUCCGAAGCCGUCUGUUGCCGAGGGCCCUGCUAUGCACGGGGCUAAAAGCCAUCGCGAUCGCGUACGGCAAAGCUCGUCUCCCUUCUUGACCACCGCGCCACGCCCUUCGCCGCCAGAUGUACUCGAUUUGACGUUGAAAACGCCGCUCAUGGUAUAUCCAGUGCAGUUUGACACAGCAUUGGAGCCUAUGCAAGACGCCGAAUCGCACUACAGCGGUAAAUCUGAGGGCGAGAUUAUCUACGAAGAGAUCAUCAAAGCAUACUCGUCGAACAGGAGAAACGCUUCUGAGCCAGCAAGCGUAGAUUCAGAGUUACCAAGAUCCACCGCCAGGCCGAAAAUGCUAAAAAAACCCGUAACUCGAACUAUGCACCCGUUUAUCAACCUGGCGGAUCCGCUAGCGGAUCCGCCAUUCACGCAAUUCGUGCCCGUUUUUGACGAGCCCCACGAUUUGCAGGAAAACAUAUCGAGCCCUGAAUACAACAGUUCUGGAGUCUCAGACCCGUCUAGCGUUGAAGAAGAAUUCUCCGACCUAGGAAGCAUUGUCGAAAGUCUAGUCCAGCCAGCGACGCGAUCCCAAUCGCCUCACCGCAGCGAAAAUUCCAAUGAUGAUGAAACAUAUUUUUCAGCAGAAGACGUUCAACCGUUAAAGUCGUCAGCGCAUUGUUCCAUGAGAAAGUUGCGGAGACUUAUAGUGACGCCAAAAAUCGUAGCAAUGGAAGAUCUCGUUACCGAUUCACAAGACGACUCUGAUCAGCGAAUAGAACAAGAGGUUCAAGAUUUGGAGAUCAACGAUGCUUCUAGUAGUGUAUAUGACUUAUGA
Messenger RNA from Lachancea mirantina, 1104 nucleotides. NCBI's taxonomy places the organism in Eukaryota, Fungi, Ascomycota, Saccharomycetes, Saccharomycetales, Saccharomycetaceae. The record is from the annotation of a GenBank genome assembly.